This is a messenger RNA of Blepharisma stoltei, 1410 nucleotides long. The record is from the annotation of a GenBank genome assembly. NCBI's taxonomy places the organism in Eukaryota, Ciliophora, Heterotrichea, Heterotrichida, Blepharismidae.
AUGUUAAAACACGUGUCUUUACUUCUUCUCCUAGGACUCGCCUUUUGCCACGACGAGCCUAAAAACAUAUUGAAACUCACUGAUGAUACUUUUGAAGAAGUUUUAUCCACAAAUCCCUAUGUCUUUGUCGAGUUUUAUUCCCCAUGGUGUGCUCAUUGCCGAUAUUUUGAUCCGCUUUAUUCUAAAGUUUCCACUUUAUUUAGUGAAAAUACCCCUCAGGUCAUAAUUUCCAAGAUAGAUGCUACAGUUCAUUUAGAAGCUGCAGAAAACUACGAUAUAAGCGCUUAUCCAACAUUUAAGCUCUUCAUCAAUAAAGAGCCAAUUGAUUAUACCGGACCUCGAUCGGAAAAUGGCAUGAUCAAUUGGAUUUUCAAAAAAAUAAACCCUCCUGCAUGGCACCUGCAGUCUUUAGAUACAGUCAAAGCCUUCUUAGAAGACAACAAGCUAGCUUUUGUACUUUUUACUACACAUGGCUCAGCUGAAGAAAAAAUAUUUGAAGAGACUGCAAAAACGCUUGAAGGGAGCUAUUAUGCAAUCUCAACAGACCCAGAAGCUGCAAAGGAAUAUGGGGUGAACAUCCCUCAGCUAGUUGUGUUUAAACAUUAUGAUGAUGGCAAAGCAGAAUACAAAGGAGAAUUCAAUGAAAGUGAUUUAACUGAAUUCAUAGAAAAGCAUCAGUUACCUUGGGUAAUGAGAUUCGAAGGGAAAGCUAUUGAAUAUGUGUUUGGAAAAGAGAAUCCUUGCUUAUUUUUAUUCAGAAAAGAAGAGGACUCACAAUAUGACGAACUUCUUCAGCAUAUUUCUAAACAUGUAAAAGGAGAAAUUUUUAUGACAUAUGCUGACUUAUGGGACUCAAUAAAUAUAAGACUGGGAAAUUCUAUUGGAGUUUCCCCAGAUUCGAUGCCUAUGGCGUUUAUAUGGCAUUCAGAAACCAAAAAAUACAUGCUGAGUGGAGAAAUCACUGAAGAAACUUUGCUACAGUUCUUGCAGGACUAUAAAAAAGGAAUCCUCCCAAUUUACUAUAAAAGUGAGCCAGUCCCUGAAAAAGACUAUGACGAUAACAUCAAAAUUUUAGUCGCCAGCACCUUUGAAGAUAUUGUUUAUAAUAGCUCUUUGAACGUUUUGGUACAAUUUCAUGCACCCUGGUGUGGACAUUGCAGGACACUUACCCCAGAAUUUAAAAAAGUUGCUGAAAGGUUCUCAGGGACUGAAUCAAUUGCAGUGGCCAUGCUGGAUGCAACGAAAAAUGAAAUCCCUGGACAUGAAAUUACUAAAUUCCCAACAAUAAAAUACUUUACAACAGAAAAUAAAGAAGGAAUAGAAUAUAAUGGUUCGAGAGAUGCAGAAAGUAUUAUUGAGUUUAUCAAAAAUAACACCCCAACUCAAAAGCAAAUGAAGCAUGACCUUUAA